AAUAGCGUUAACAUCAAAGCCAAUCUGCUCGAAAUCUCGCAUCGAAAAGGAAGCAAAGAUCCUGUUGGCUGUUUCAACGACUUGCUUGGCGACAUCCCAAACAUUUUGGCAGGCUCAGGCACGAGUGACAAUCGCACCCCUCGGUCUGGGGUAUCAUGGGACACGCACUGAUGUAGCGCAUGCUCAGUCGCAAAGUGAUACCAGGCAGAAAGGCAUCAUGUCCCGUCGCAAGCAGGCCAACCCCCGGCCGUUGAUUACAGCCGUUGAAGAGCGGGGUGGUCAAGAAGAACAAAGGGAACCUAGUCUAUCUCCAAGUCCGUCCAUCCCUGUGUCUGAAAAUGAACAGGAUUUACCAAAUUGUGAUUCUGACCUGAUCAUCGAUGUGCCUAACAGUGUCUUCCCGCCGAGUCACCUCCACCAAUCGCUGAGUGCCGGGAGGAUGAUGCAUCCCGUGUACCCAGACCCGCCGCCUACCGUCAGUAUUAUACAUCCACGCUCCAUGAGCACCACACCGAGUGAAAUGUUGUACCCACCUUCCUCCCCCCCACCCGACAAUCCGUCCAGCCUGAACAGCAGCUACAGCUUCUUGCAGCCCGAUCUCAGCAAAAAGUCAAUUCAAAAGAUACUACCUGUCUCAUUGGAGGAUGGUAACAGUUGUUUCAUCUGUCCCGUCUGUCAGAAGGAGCUGACCACGAAUCACGACCUCACCGUCCACAUCCGAUCUCACAACACAUCGUCGCUGUCGUCGCAGGCCAACACCUGCACCAUCUGCGGCAAGAUCCUCAGUUCACAGAGCUCGCUCGACAGACACAUGCUCGUCCAUUCAGGUGAGCGUCCAUUUAAAUGCAAGAUCUGUAAAAUGUCCUUCACAACCAAUGGCAACAUGCAUCGCCACUCACGAAUACACAAGAAGGACGACCCGUCUCUCCAGGGGGUGAAGGGAGGACCGCGGAAAUCUAAAACGAAGAUGUUUACCAAACCGGAAAUUCACCCAGCCUUGUUGCCAUCCGGUCUGCACAUGGAGAAAUUCUUGCACAAUGCAGGGUUUGAGAAUCAGUUUGGGGUGAACAUAAUAAAACCCAACAGCAUCAUGCCUGAUUUCAAGAACUACGUCCCAGCGAGCAUCAACAGAAUACCCAUGGCUGCAAGUGUACCCAUGAUGCAUAAUAUGUAUAAGGGAGAUAACUCUGAGGUGUUUGUGAAGCAGGAGCAGGAUGUGCCAGUCACUGUUGGUGCUCCAGCUGUUUCCACAGAAUACACGGAUGGUGGACUGCACUGUCCAGUGUGCAACAAAGCGUUCCUUUGUGAAAGUGAACUAACAUCUCACAUGGACUCUCACCCUCACACCCCCACAGCCUGCAACUUGUGCACCAUGAUUCUCCCAGACCCUCAGAGUCUGUCUGAUCACAAGAGAACAGAACACUCUGUAGACAUACCCACCUCCAACCAGUGUGAACCUGAAGAGUCCAUCAUUUCGGGAUUCUCAGACUUGGACUUUGUCAAUUUUUCUGUGAGCAAAUUCCCGCUGAUUGCCAAGUCGUGGUGUGAACGAAAUGGUCGCCAUGCAACCAGCAACUACCACCAUUUCGUCUGCCAUUUCUGCACCAAGGCUUUUCCGUGCAAGAGUGCUCUGUUUCUGCACAUGUUCAUCCAUAACCGGAAGCAGCUGAGCACCUGUCCCUUCUGUGACUGUGAUUUCGUCGGUGGAGCCAUCCUUCAUACACACAUGCUGAAACACAUGUCGGACGCAGCUAUCUCCGAGGCAGCACCAACCAUGCCACACGAUAUCGGCAAGGACCACUUCCUGGCCAGCCUUGGCAUCGCGGCAAAGAGGAACCUGGCAGAUGUCUUGCAGUUUGAUCACGGUCUCUCUAAGCACUCCAAUUGGUUGUUAAACCUCGAGAAAAGAGAGAACGUGGAAUACUUUGAGAAGCUUGGACAGUGUUUUGUGCCUGGGAUUCAGAACGAAAUGCUCGGAGAUCUGUCUGUCCCUGGCAUGGAGGCAAGUCCUCCGUCUGUGGCCAAAGGUGUCAAGGAGGAGUUCAUGAAGGAUUUCUCUGAUUUCCGCAACAUGGUCUAUCUCCAGGCUGUUGCAGAAGGUCUUCCAAAGGAAGGAGGGCUUCCAGUGUGGUCUGCUGCAGGGUUGCAUCCAAGUUUUCCAUCUUGCCUUUCUCUUCCAAACUUUCAUUCCAGUCUUCUUUCCAGUCCACAGAAGCUCACCAAAGAAUCUUUGACACCUGGUAUCCAUGACGACAGUCCAUCUCUGACCAGUGAGGAGAGUCUGGCAAAUGUUGCUGCAGAAGAUGCCAUGGAUGAUGGGAGCCUGUUGAAGAAGGAUAUAUCAGCAGCCAUUCCUAAGGAUGUGUUUCCUUGCAAAUUCUGUGAUAUGGUGUUUAGCAACUAUCGUGCACUCAAAGGUCACACCCGCACUCACCUCGGCCUCUCCCCGUACAAGUGUAACCUGUGUAACUACUCCAGCGCUGACAAGAGCACCCUCAUCCGACAUCUGCGGACACACAAUGGAGAACGACCAUUUCAAUGUCUGAUCUGUGAAUUCGCUUUUACCACAAAGGCAAACUGUGAACGCCAUGUCAGAAAAAAACAUGCUAAAGUGAUGAAGAAAGAUAUUGAGGAUUCUAUUGGCUACAACAAGUACGUCCUGGAAUCUGCUUCCAUGAUGGAUUCGUUCCACUCCCCGGACACGGUCUGCAAGUACUGUGGCAUCGACUUCAAGUUCUUCCGAGCCCUCAAGCACCACCUGCGCUCCCACAGCAGCUGUCGUCAGAAGCCCUUCCUUUGUCAGAAGUGCGAUGUCGGCUUCUCCACCAAGGCCAACUGUGUCCGUCACCUCCAGAAGCAGCACCAGGAGAUCUCCCAGCACCAGAUAGAAAGCUGGAUCCACGUCAAUGAGCCGUCACUACUGGAUGAUGGCGACCCGUCUUUCAGUGAUGGCCAAGAUUCUGCCAGUCCUUCAGAGUCAUGUGAUAAUAUAGGCCCAUUCAGUCGGUCGCCAAGUCCUCCAGUGGCACAUCACAGUCCAAUGGUGGAGCACCUGUAUUUGAAAGAGGAGUGUCUGACAGACGGCGGUCAGCCACUGGACUUCAGCAUCAAGCCAUGUGGGCCAGUGUCGUCAGGCCAGACAGCCACUGCAGACCAGCCUAUGGACUUGUCUGUCAAGAAACCAAUGUCUGAGUCAAGUUCUGUAGCACAUAUGGUUAAUUCAAAGUCUGAACUGUCAUCAUUGCUUACUUCACCAUAUGGCUUAGACAACAGAAUACAGGAAAAGUCACAUCCUUUUGAACCAAAUAACAACAGCAGCCAGAAAUUGAAUAAACUGUUGACUUCUAGUGACAGCAACAACAACAACAACAACAGCAGCAGCAGCCAUCCCAAGUUCUGGGGAAUGGCGUCAAUACUCAACAGAGCCACGCCCCUUAUAGGCUAUCCUGGAAUGGGAACCAGUGUACUUAGUCAGUCACUUCCUGCCAGAAUUAAGCCACCAACAGAAACCAAAAUUCAUUCUGCUUUUUUCAGAAAUUUCGCAUUAGCUAAAAUUAUUAAAACAUUUGUUGAGAAAAAUAUGUUGAAAUUAACAAAGUCUUCUGUUCUUAUUUUCAAUAGUUAA
Molecule: messenger RNA, 3625 nt
Organism: Gigantopelta aegis
Lineage: Eukaryota; Metazoa; Mollusca; Gastropoda; Neomphalida; Peltospiridae
Product: ras-responsive element-binding protein 1-like
Exons: 11
Coding region: 218-3625 (1135 amino acids)
Biological process (GO): regulation of transcription by RNA polymerase II
Cellular component (GO): nucleus
Molecular function (GO): DNA-binding transcription activator activity, RNA polymerase II-specific; RNA polymerase II cis-regulatory region sequence-specific DNA binding
Source: RefSeq, a predicted model, not a curated record